Messenger RNA from Misgurnus anguillicaudatus (oriental weatherfish), 1671 nucleotides. NCBI's taxonomy places the organism in Eukaryota, Metazoa, Chordata, Actinopteri, Cypriniformes, Cobitidae. The record is from RefSeq and is a predicted model, not a curated record.
GUAUAGUGAACCGUUAUCUCCAUCUCUGAGUAGGACCUUGAUCGGAUAAAUAUCCUGCAGUAGUCAACAGUCACUCACAAGCUCUAAGAUAGAGCACACAGACUGCAGCACCAACAUGGCCCCGUUCGUACAUGUGGCUGCUUCUAUUUUGCUGCUGUCCACGAUAACGGCAGCGCAAAUGAGAGGGGACUUUUCACCAUCACAAGAAUGCCAAACAAGAGAUGAGUUUGGGACAUACUGCCCAACCACAUGUGGUGUCGCUGAUUACCUGAAUCGGUACAAGCCUGAUGUGGACAGACAGCUGGAUCAAAUGGAACAAAAAUUGGAGGAAAUCUUCAACCUUACCAAAGGAGCACAGGACAAAGUGGUCUACCUGAAAGACUCAGACACACAAGCCCAAAAACAAUCACCAGAUACUUACAUCAAAAAAUCUUCAAACAUGCUGGAAGAUAUACUACGAUUUGAGAAGAGCAUUAUAGCUCAGGAAGAUCAAAUAAAUCAACUGCAGGUAACCCUACAGGCUAAUGAGAAAAAAAUGGUUGAUCUAAAGCAAAUGGCUCUCCAACUGGACCAGAUAUGCAAAGAGCCCUGCAAGGACACAGUGGAGAUUCAGCCAAUAACAGGCAAAGACUGUCAGGAAAUUGCAAACAAAGGUGGUAAAGUUAGUGGACUCUACUAUGUCAAACCAGCAAGGGCUCCGGAAGCAUUCCUGGUCUACUGUGAGAUAGACAGCUUUGGAUCAGGAUGGACUGUCCUACAGAGGAGACGUGAUGGUAGCGUUGACUUCAACAAAAACUGGAUUCAGUAUAAGGAAGGCUUUGGGUACCUUUCACCAAACGAUAGAACAGAGUUCUGGCUGGGUAAUGAGAAGAUGCACCUGUUGUCUGUUCAGUCCCAAGUUCCUUAUGUUCUGAGGAUAGAAAUGGUCGAUUGGGAAGGCAACAAAAAGUACGCUGAUUAUGCCACAUUCAAAAUAGGACCAGAAAUUGAUUCAUAUCGUUUGACGUACGCUUAUUACCAUGGUGGAGAUGCUGGUGAUGCCUUUGAUGGCUUUGACUUUGGAGAUGACCCCAGUGACAAAUUCUACACAUCUCACAACGGCAUGCAGUUUAGUACACCUGAUAAAGACAACGACAAGUUCCAUGGUAACUGUGCCUUAGAGGAGGGGUCUGGCUGGUGGAUGAACCGUUGCCAUGCUGCUCAUCUCAAUGGAAAAUACUACACGGGUGGCAAAUACACAGAGAAAGAUCAUCCGUCUGGAACAGACAAUGGCAUUAUUUGGGCCUCAUGGCACAGUCGCUGGUAUUCUCUGAAGGAGACCACCAUGAAGAUGAUUCCCAUUAGUAGGCUGGGUGUUGGAGGCCAACAAGGUGUCAAGGAUUUUGGAGGCCUGGGAGACAUUUAAAGACCUUACCAGUGCUGUUCCAGUGGUACUGACCUAUCAUCUUGUUAUGUUGAAAUGCAAGAAUGACAUGUGAAGGACAGUUUUAAGCAUCUGUCCGUUCAUUUCCAUUUCAUUUUUAUUAUGAUGUUCUCCGGUUGAUUGUUUUACGUAUAUUAAUCUAUGCAAAAGCGUACUUUACAAAGCAUGCUGAUUUAAACGUGUAAAUUGUAACUGGUCUAAUGCACUGACAAUUAAUGAUUAAAUGUUUUCACUUUUUGUAAAUGAAA